Molecule: messenger RNA, 585 nt
Organism: Peromyscus eremicus (cactus mouse)
Lineage: Eukaryota; Metazoa; Chordata; Mammalia; Rodentia; Cricetidae
Product: transmembrane protein 132C-like
Exons: 5
Coding region: 1-585 (194 amino acids)
Source: RefSeq, a predicted model, not a curated record
AUGACUCCGAGCUGUUUCCGGUUGACAGUUAUAAAGGAAAAGGACAACCUUUUCCUCUAUAGUUCCUCUCGAGCCAAGGUGAAGAAGGGGGUGAACAUUCUGACCGUGCAGACCAGCGAGCCUCGGCAGUGGGAUGUGAGGCAGGAGGUUGGCAAUGGAGGGAAGCACACCACCACCUCUGUGGCCUGCCAGCGCCUGGGCCCCGGGGCACGCAAUAGAAGCAGCAAUCUAUUCAACGAGGUCAUGCAGAUGAACUUUGAGAUUGCCAGUUUCAGCAGCCUCUCAGGGACACAGCCCAUCACAUGGCAGGUGGAGUACCCAAGGAAGGGGACCACAGACAUCGCUGUGUCCGAGAUCUUCAUCAGCCAGAAGGACCUGGUCGCCAUUGUCCCUCUGGCUAUGGACACCGAACUCCUGAACACAGCCAUCCUCACCGGGAAGACGGUGGCCAUGCCUGUCAGGGUGGUGUCGGUGGAGGAGAACAGCACAGUGAGGGACAUCUCAGAGCUGGUGGAGUGCAAGGCCAUGGAUGAGGAUGUCAUCAAGGUUCAUCUCCUAGCCUCAUCCCUGGGACUCGGGUACUAG